Lotus japonicus is the source of this 2054-nucleotide messenger RNA. Its product is annotated as protein DETOXIFICATION 18-like. The transcript is spliced from 7 exons. Gene Ontology annotation, biological process: xenobiotic detoxification by transmembrane export across the plasma membrane. The record is from RefSeq and is a predicted model, not a curated record. Gene Ontology annotation, cellular component: membrane. Bases 244 to 1713 code for a protein of 489 amino acids. Lineage: Eukaryota; Viridiplantae; Streptophyta; Magnoliopsida; Fabales; Fabaceae. Gene Ontology annotation, molecular function: xenobiotic transmembrane transporter activity; antiporter activity.
GUCAGCUCAAUAAUUGACGUGGCAUGUCCAUGUCUGCACGGUGGCCGGAAAGUUUCUCAGGCACGGUGGUUUGAGUCACCGGAGGGACUAUUUCCGGAAGUUCCUCCGGGGAGGGACCAAAAACGUCCGGUGACCAAAGUUUAGGUAACAUUUACAUAUUUUUCCCUAGAAUAAUUGAUAACGUGGUGUGGAUCUUAAAUUAGGAAAGAGCAAAGAGAAUUCUGUACACAAGAUACGCCUAAGAUGGCGGCAAAUACCACUACGAGUUCAGCUGGCACAGAAACACCUCUAUUGGUGGUGGUGGCAGUGGAGUCCAGUGGAGUUGAGGAGGAGAAAUGGUGGAACAAGGUGCUGGACAUGGAGGAGGCGAAGCUUCAACUCCUCAUUGCACUGCCAAUGAUUCUUACAAAUUUAUUCUAUUACUUGAUCACUUUGAUUUCGGUCAUGCUCGUUGGUCACCUCGGAGAGCUUCAACUUGCUGGCGCUACUCUCGCUAAUUCAUGGUUCAGUGUCACCGGCGUCGCUGUCAUGGUAGGUUUAAGUGGAGCACUGGAAACACUCUGUGGGCAAGCAUUUGGCGCAAGGGAAUACCAAAAGUUGGGAAUUUAUCUACAAGCCUCUUGCAUCAUAUCUCUUAUUUUCUCUAUCAUUAUAUCCGUUAUUUGGUUCUACACAGAACCCAUCUUAGUGUUGCUUCAUCAAUCUCAUGACAUUGCGAGAACAGCUGCAAUCUACAUGAAGUUUCUCAUCCCGGGAUUAUUCGCUUAUUGUUUCUUGCAAAACAUCUUGAGGUUUGUACAAACACAGUCUGUCGUCAUGCCGCUGGUUGUCCUUUCAGCUCUUCCAGCAUUGGUUCAUGUUGGGAUUGCAUAUGCCUUAGUUCAUUGGACAGGUCUCAGAUUCAUAGGUGGACCAGUUGCAGCAUGUGUUUCACUAUGGAUAUCACUGGUAAUGUUGGCCUCAUAUGUCAUGUAUUCAAAGAAGUUCAAACAGACAUGGGAGGGAUUUUCGACGCAUUCAUUCCAUUAUGUGUUUACAACCUUGAAACUUGCUCUGCCCUCAGCAGCAAUGGUAUGUUUUGAGUACUGGGCUUUCGAAGUUCUGGUUUUCUUAGCUGGACUGUUUCCUGACUCGGAAAUAACAACUUCAUUGAUUGCCAUAUGUGCAAACACAGAAUUCAUUGCAUACAUGAUCACGUAUGGUCUCAGUGCGGCUGCGAGCACAAGGGUUUCAAAUGAAUUGGGAGCAGGCCAUUCAGAAAGAGCUAAGCAUGCUAUGGGAGUCACUCUAAAGCUCUCUCUCCUCCUUGGUGUGUGUUUUGUUUUGGCACUUGGAUUUGGUCACAAUAUCUGGAUUCAGCUUUUUAGUAGUAGUUCAGCAAUCAAAAAGGAGUUUGCUUCAGUGGCACCUUUGCUUGCGAUUUCCAUACUACUAGAUUCUAUCCAAGGUGUCCUGUCAGGGGUAGCUAGAGGAUGUGGUUGGCAGCACUUGGCUGCUUAUGUAAACCUUGCAACUUUUUAUCUUAUUGGUUUACCGAUAUCAUGUCUCCUUGCAUUUAAGACCAGUUUGCAGUACAAGGGUUUAUGGAUUGGUCUGAUUUGUGGGAUGGUCUGUCAAGCUGGAACUCUUUUACUUCUCACAACUCGUGCAAAAUGGGCAAAACUGGAACUCUCCGGGGACAAAGAUAAAGACAAUGAUCAUCUCGUAGCUUGACAGAAUGAUUGCCAAACUGGGACUUGGUUAAAAAUGAAAUGUUCACAACAUGUAGUGAACAUGAUUUUUCUAGUUAUAAUUGAACACUAAGGUGACUACAUAACAAACUCAUCGAUUGAGCCCCAGAAUAUUAGCACAAAGAAGAAACACCCUCGUAGUAUGUUAUACAGUAAAAAAUGCAGAAUUUCCUUUUGAAAAUUCAAAUGAGUGAUGAAGUCUUAUAUUGGUUAAGAAUGGGUUAAUAAGAACAAUAUAAGUUUGAAAACCCACAAACUCAUUAUCUGUCCAAAUGUGGUGUAACCUCAUUGAUUUAUUUUAUCUCUUAAGCCCCGUUCAAGAUU